Messenger RNA from Pelodiscus sinensis (Chinese soft-shelled turtle), 921 nucleotides. The record is from RefSeq and is a predicted model, not a curated record. NCBI's taxonomy places the organism in Eukaryota, Metazoa, Chordata, Testudines, Trionychidae.
AUGGCCAAUGACAAUCUCACCGGGGUGACGGAGUUCAUUCUGAUCGGAAUCACAGAUCACCCAGAGCUCCAAGUCCCGCUUUUCUUGUUGUUCCUAGUGAUCUAUGUUGUCACCCUGAUAGGCAAUAUCGGGAUGAUCAUCUUAAUCAUUGUUGACCAUCGACUUCACACCCCCAUGUACUUUUUCCUUAGCCAUUUGGCUUUUGUGGAUCUCUGUUAUUCCUCCACCGUCACCCCCAAAAUGCUGGUGAACUUCUUAGCAGAGAGUAAAACAAUUUCUUACUAUGCCUGCGCCACACAGCUGGGCUGCUUCCUGACAUUUAUGAUCACGGAGUGUUUCCUCCUGGCUGGGAUGGCAUAUGACCGUUACGUGGCCAUCUGUAACCCGCUGCUUUACAAGGUCAUCAUGUCCCAGAAGGUCUGUGUCCAGCUGGUUGCUGGACCCUACAUAUACAGCUUCUGUGUUGCCCUGUUCCACACCAUUCUUACCUUCCGUUUAUCCUUUUGUUCCUCCAAUAUGAUCAACCAUUUCUACUGCGACGAUAUGCCCUUGCUGGCGCUCUCCUGCUCUAAUACCUAUCUCAAACAGGUGUUGAUCUUUGCCUUUGCUGGCUUCGAUAUGAUUGCCUCCUCCCUGAUCGUCCUGAUCUCCUAUCUGUUUAUCUUCUCCACCAUCCUGCGGAUCCGCUCCGCCGAGGGGAGGCACAAGGCCUUCUCCACCUGCGCUUCCCACAUAACGGCCGUCACCAUCUUCUACGGGACAUUGAUCUACAUGUAUUUGCAACCCAGCUCCAACCACUCACUAGAUACGGACAAAGUGGCCUCCGUGUUCUACACGGUGGUGAUCCCCAUGCUGAACCCCCUCAUCUACAGCUUGAGGAACAGGGAGGUGAAGGACGCCCUGAGGAAGGUCAUGAAGCUG